Stomoxys calcitrans (stable fly) is the source of this 10718-nucleotide messenger RNA. RefSeq names its product longitudinals lacking protein, isoforms F/I/K/T. NCBI's taxonomy places the organism in Eukaryota, Metazoa, Arthropoda, Insecta, Diptera, Muscidae. The record is from RefSeq and is a predicted model, not a curated record. Gene Ontology annotation, molecular function: protein binding. The coding region runs from base 1042 to 3939 and encodes 965 amino acids. Gene Ontology annotation, cellular component: nucleus. The transcript is spliced from 8 exons. Gene Ontology annotation, biological process: regulation of transcription by RNA polymerase II.
GUAGAAAACUUUUUUUGAACAGUUCCAAGCAACGUCGUGCAACAUUCGAAAGCCACGAAAGUUUUGUGCGGCUAAACGUGCUUUUCCCUAUUCUCUGUUUGUCGUCGUCGACGUCGUCAUUUACUGCGGCUUCUUGGUCGCGUUUGUGUGUGGAGUGCAUGUGCUAGCUGAUGUAUGGAUUUCCAGCAUCAGUUUCUUGGCAAUGCGGUUUUGCAAAUUGUUUGCAAGGAAUCAAGCUUUAAUUUGACAAAAACAACAACAACAACAAAAGCUAAGCAAAGCAACAAAUACCAAACAACUACUAUAUUUAUUCCUAAAUGAUACCAUAAAAGUGUGUGUGUGUAAAGGAACAAAAGAAAGCCAAGCAAGCAUGUGAAAAACAACAACAUACCAAAAUCUAGUAGAAAACAAAAAACAACAACAAAGAACAACAACAACAACCACCUUAACCCUCCUCUGAAAAAGAAGAAGAAGAAGAAAACGACGACAACAACAACAAGAACAAAAAGAUACUACUUUAACGCAAGAAGAAAGAACACCAACAAACAAUAAUAGAAUAAUACAAGUUUGAAAAAAGGGAACAUAUACAACACAUUUUCUCUCUCACUCUCUCUCACACUCACUCUCUGUGUCUUUCAAAGUCUUUUUGUUGAAAACUACAAGCAAAGGAGAAGAAGAAUAAGAGAAAAACGACAAGUAAUUUUAAAAUUGACGUAAUUACACUCAGGAUUCAAAAACAAAAAAAAAAAGAAAAACAUAAAUAGUAGCGACCAAUCCAAACAAAAACCAAACAAUUUUACCAAGGAACCCAUAACGAAAGGAAAGCAGAGCAUCCCGUACUCGCAGACAGCAGCCACCACCGCUAACGGAAGAGGUGCGAGGACGUUAGGAGGGAUUGGUGCAUUGCAAGCUUAGACGAUUUGUGAAACAUUCGUCUGCACCUUUCCACCACAGCUUCUCUCACAUUUUUGUUUGCUGAACCGUGCCACAAUUUUGUCAAAAUAAGUUUUCACACGGCACACUGAAGAUCAUCCAUCCACCAUGGAUGACGAUCAGCAAUUUUGCUUGAGAUGGAAUAACCAUCAGAGUACACUGAUCAGUGUAUUCGAUACACUGCUGGAAAAUGAGACAUUAGUCGAUUGCACAUUGGCCGCCGAAGGCAAAUACUUGAAAGCCCACAAAGUUGUCCUGUCGGCGUGUAGUCCCUAUUUUGCGACGCUGCUACAAGAGCAAUAUGAUAAACAUCCAAUUUUUAUAUUGAAAGAUGUGAAAUACCAAGAAUUGCGGGCCAUGAUGGACUACAUGUAUCGUGGCGAGGUGAAUAUCUCCCAGGAUCAGUUGGCUGCCUUGUUGAAGGCCGCAGAAUCUCUACAGAUUAAAGGCCUGUCGGACAAUCGCUCCGGCGGUGGUGCGUCACAGCCUAAACCCGAUCACCAUAGAGCCAGCAUGCCGGGCAAAUUGAGCGGCGGUUAUACGCUGGAACAGACGAAACGAGCACGCAUUACAGGUGCUGGUGGUCCGGCCAUGGAUGCCAGCGAAAUUGGCUCGCGAGAGGGUUCAUCUAGUCCGUCGAGAAGACGUAGAAAAGUGAGACGCAGGAGCAUUGAAAAUGCCAUGACUGAUGUCCAUGAUAAUUCCAACUCAUCACAACAACCAACACAAUCGAAUGCCUCCGGUUUGGGCGCCAUUACAGCUUUGGCUGCAGCUGCUGCUGCUGUACCUACAACCGCCGCUUUAGCAUCCACAGUAGUCCCCCUAUCCGCUACACAACAACAACCACAGCAAUCCUCCUCAUCAGCUGUUGUACCAGCUGCGCCCGGCACGACCUUAAGCUCCUCAAAAAAGACUGACAAUGUUAAAGGAUCCACUCAACACCAACAACAACAACAAGAUGCCAUGAAUACCGAUAAUGUACAAGGUCCUGCCGCCUCAGCCACACCCGCUAUGGACACCGAAGCCACAGAUGCCAGUGCUGCCGACAAAUCGAAUCAUAAACAACAGAAAUCUGCUGCUACUGCUGGUGCAUCAAAAGACACUUCAAGUGUCACCGGCUCGGAAUUGGUAAUCGAACCCAAAGCGGAAUACGACGAUGAGGCAAAUGAUGAAAACGUUGAGGAUUUGACAUUAGAUGAAGAGGAUAUGGGUAUGGACGAUUUGGAUCAUAAUGCUGGCACAAGUCAAGGUGGUGAAGGAUCUAGUCAAGGAUAUGCACCCUGGCAACACGAUAGAUCUCAGGAUGAAUUAUUAUUGGCAACACAAGAAGCACAGCAACGGGAUCCUCAAGCCAAACAAGACAAGUCCGAACAAACCGAUAUCAGCCCAGAUGACUUUGAACUGGAUGAUUGCCUGCUGGAGAGCAAUGACAUUGUAAUCACCCAAAAUAAGGAUGGUUUCAUAUUGCAUGUCAAGAAAUUGGGUAACAUUACAACCGCCAAGCUAUCAUCACAGGAUGAGGAUCAAGUGGCCGCAGCUGCUGUGGCCGCUGCCACCAGUGGUCAUGUGACGCAGUCACAACAAUCGGCCCAAAUCACUGAGAUUCAGGAAGUGCAGGAUGUCAAGCCCACAUUUACCACUUUGACUACAAGUCCGUCUAUUAAAUUGCCCUCUACAGAGUGUGAGCUAAUCAAUUUGAAGAAGAUAAUCCCCUCCUCGACGACAAUCUCCACACAUCAUCCGCAUGCAACCAUUAUACAAACCCAACAGAUACCAGCAACUCAUAUACAACAACAACACCAUCAACAACAGCAUCAGCAACACCAGCAACAUCAGCAACAACAUCAUCAUCACCAGCAGCAACAGCAACAACAACAACAGCAGCAGCAUCAUCACCAGCAUCAUCAACAAACCGAACAUCAAGAGAUAAUUGUCCAUCAACACCAUCCGCAGCAGCAGCAUCACCAACUGCAACACCAUCCGCAAGUACAAAGUAUUGUUACCACCUCUCCCACGGCGCAAACCAUCAAUUUGAUGGGGUUGCGCAACGUUCAGAUCACCGAACAGAAGCCCAUAGUGUCCCGCAUUAAAUAUUCACGCGGCAAAGUCAUUACCGCACCCACAACGGGCAGUGUGCAAAUUGUGCAGACCCAUGAUGCCCAAACGCAUGAGAUUACCGAUGGCACCAAAUAUGAGAUUAGCGAAAUCGACUUGAACAAUCCGCAAACUUCGGCGGCGAUUAUCAGCGAUCUGGUGAAAUAUGCCGAAAUCGAUGAUAUCGAACUGCCGGAUGGCACUAAAAUCGGCAUUGGCUUUGCACCCACAGAGAUCACCGAACAUAUGCAAACGACAGCCACCACCGCCCAAAUAACCACCAUUGAUGCCGAUGGCACAACACAUCAGUUGCAAACACAUCAGCCGCAACAUCAUCAGUUGCAUGCGACCCAGGUGCAUCACAUACAAACGGCAGUGCAGGCGACUGGCCAACAACAACAACAGCAACAUCAUAUUGUCCAACAACAACAACAAGCAGGCACCACUCAUGUAGUGCACCAUCAGCAAUUGCAUUUACAAGAACAGGAUGACAAUACCACCAGUGUGGAGGCGAUAUUGCCGGACACCAUAACGGUGCACGAACAGCCCUCGAUAACCAAAAGCUAUACCAUAUUGACAGCCAGACCCAUGAAACAGGAAUCCACAACCCUAAGCGAAUUGGAUCAUACCACAGGCACUACCUAUGAGCUAUCGUUGAGUGAUUCAUCGCUGGGACCCAACGAUGAGAGAGGUGACGAGUCGAAAUAUGUGUGCCGCCAUUGUGGCAAGAAGUAUCGCUGGAAAUCAACACUGAGGCGUCAUGAGAAUGUUGAGUGUGGUGGCAAGGAGCCAUGCCAUCCGUGUCCCUACUGCACGUACAAAGCCAAGCAACGUGGUAAUUUGGGAGUACAUGUGCGUAAACAUCAUCCGGAUAAGCCACAGUUGGAAAGUAAGAGAGGACGUAAGAUUUAAACACGAAUGCGCCACACGUUGCGUGAUGACGUUGCAGUGAAAUGAAGGAGAAAUUCGGGUGUCGAGAGGAGUAAGGUGAAGUUGAGUGCAUAGCGAACAUUGGGCAUUUGCAAGGCAGCACGUGAGUAGGAAAUGUUUUAGUUUCUUAUUUCUUUCCUAAUUUUCUUAUCUCUUGGUUCUAUUAUUGUCACAAUUUUUGUUUAUAUAUUUCUCAUUGAUGUGAUUUUUGCAAAGAGAAACAAGGGAGGGAAACACUAAAAACUAAAGGUUAGAUAUUAAUCCGCCCCACCAUAUCACUAUGGACAAACACCAAAGCCAGUAAUCGGCUUGUUGUGCGCUCUAAAAACUCUAAAAAACUAAAGAAUAUAAAAAGGGAAAUAAAAACUAAAAGAAAUUGGAGUUGCUCCUAAUCUCCUUAGUAUGGAGGUUAUUCGAAUCGCGCUAUUCCGUUUCUUAUCGUUUUUAGUCAUUUGAACUUCUUCAGAUUCUAAGUAGUUCUAUGGCUAGAAUUGUCUAUUAGCCCGUCGGCAUAACAAUAACGUUUAAAGGUUUUCACCUAAAAUUUUACACAGCUACCUUUAAUGGAGGUCUUUGGUGUUGUUCUUAUUGUUGUUGUAACUACAUUUUCUUGUGGGGGCGGCGAUCCUCGUCAAGCUCCUGUAGAUGAGCAAGCUUGUUUCAAUCCAAAAGACCGAUUGCCGCGGAAACACAGCGGUAAUUGGUUAUUUAAAGACUCCAAUAACUCGCCUUGUCAUAUCAAACAUCAUAGGCACUCAGUAUUUGUGCAAGAGCCGGCGCCUCCCGGCCUCUCACUGAGACUCUCCGGUCGAUACCGCGAUUGUCCGCAACUGCCGUUGCAGCUACUCAGUAUGGAGCAUUCCUCUAUCCGCAACCUGUGGACGCGCCCGGUAGCUCGCAUCUAAGCUUCUCGUGACAGCAAAAACAUCACACUGAUCAGACCUCAAAGUUCCAGCUUGAGUGGUGCACACAGCUAUGCCUUGCCGGGAGGUCUUUGGUAGGUCUCUUGAGCUCUUUGACUUAAAAUCAAGUAAAGUACGGCUCCACUUAGGCCUUUCAACACCCACAUAAACUACGGUUCCACUUAGGCCUUCCCACACCCACGUUAACUACGGCUCAGAGAGGUCCUAAAAUAGAUAUUGGUCCAUGUGAAUCGAUUUCAAUUAUCACCGAUUAGGUUGAUAUUUUGGUAUGUUAUACCGUUAAGAACUGAUAUUUUUGUUUCACACUUAAAUAUUAUAGAGCCUUCCCAUGGCAGACGGUUGUACGAACCGGAUUUACCCGAUGAAGUUCUUCAUCGGCAAGGGCUGCCGCCUCAUUGCACAACACACUGCAACACCAACAACAAGAGCCUUCUCUGAUAUUGUUAUACCCUUCAGCUCUACUGUGGUACAGGGUAUUAUGACUCAGUGCAUUUGUUUGUAACACCCAAAAGGAAGAGAGAUAGAGCCAUUGAUAAAUCUACCGAUCGACUCAGAAUUAAUUUCUGAUUCGAUUUAGCUAUGUCCGUCUGUCUGUCUGUCCGUCCGUCUGUCCAUGUUAAUUUGUAUACAAACUACACGUCGCAAAUUUCAUCGGAUCGUCUUCAAAUUUGGUAUGGGUAUGUUUUUCGGCCUAGAGACGAAGCCUAUUGGAAUUGGAAAAAAUCGGUUCGUCCGAUUUGCAGCAAUACUUCAAUAAAAUGGUAAUUUGUAGGAUGGAUUUUUUUAUGACUCUCAAUAUUACUGGUGAAUUUUAUAAAAAUCGGUUCAGAUUUGUUGACCGAUUCUCUUGAAAUUUUGUAGGAUGGAUUUUUUUAUGACUCUCGAUAUUAAAAGUGAAUUUCAUAAAAAUCGGUUCAAAUUUGGAUAUAGUCCCAUAUAUAUGUUCGUCCGAUUUGCAGUAACACAUCAAUAAAAUGAUCAUUUGUUGACCGAUUCUCUUGAAAUUUGGAAUGAUGGAUUUUCUUAUGACUCUCGAUAUUAAAAGUGAAUUUCAUAAAAAUCGGUUCAAAUUUGGAUAUAGCUCCCAUAUAUAUGUUCGUCCGAUUUGCAGUAAUACAGCAAAAAAAUGGUCAUUUGUUGACCGAUUCUCUUGAAAUUUUGUAGGAUGGGUUUUUUUAUGACUUUCAAAAUUACUGGUGAAUUUCAUAAAAAUUGGUUCAGAUUUUGAUAUAGCUCCCAUAUAAUAUGUUCGUUCGAUUUGCAGUAAUACUGCAAUAAAAUGAUCAUUUGUUGACCGAUUCUCUUGAAAUUUGGAAUGAUGGAUUUUCUUAUGACUCUCGAUAUUAAAAGUGAAUUUCAUAAAAAUCGGUUCAAAUUUGGAUAUAGCUCCCAUUUAUAUGUUCGUCCGAUUUGCAGUAAUACAGCAAAAAAAUGGUCAUUUGUUGACCGAUUCUCUUGAAAUUUUGUAGGAUGGGUAUUUUUAUGACUUUCAAAAUUACUGGUGAAUUUCAUAAAAAUUGGUUCAGAUUUUGAUAUAGCUCCCAUAUAAUAUGUUCGUUCGAUUUGCAGUAAUACUGCAAUAAAAUGGUCAUUUGUUGACCGAUUCUAUUGCAAUUUGACAGGAAGGAUUUUCUUAUAACUCUCGAUAUUAAAAGUGAAUAUUAUAGAAAUCGGUUUAGAUUUGGAUAUAGCUCCCAUCUAUAUGUUCGUCCGAUUUGCAGUAAUACAGCAAUAAAAUGGUCAUUUGUUAACCGAUUCUCUCGAAAUUUGGCAGGAAAGAUUUUCUUAUAACUACUCCAUAUUUCAUAGAAUUCGGUUCAGAUUUAGAUAUAUCUCUCAUAUAUAUAUAUCACCCGAUUUUCACUCCUAGACCCACUGCAAGCGCAUUUAUUUACCAAUCUUCCCAAAAUGUUGUACAACGCUUUCCUCGACGAAUUUCACACCAUUUCGACCAUAAAGUUUGGUCGAAUUCGGUUCAGAUUUUCAGAUACAGCUCCCGUGUAUUUGUUCGUCAGAUUUUGGAUAAUUUGUUGUCAUUUGUCAACCGUAGUUAUUACAUUUUAAACAUAUUUGCUUUGCUCGAAAUUUGAUACAGGAAUUUUAAUAAUCAAUCUGGAUACAUCCGCCGAGGUCCAUCAAAAUUUUGUGUUUAUAGGGUAGUAGGUAGGGUAUUAUAAAGUCGGCACCGCUCGACUUUUGCCCUUACUGGUUUUUAUUCAAAAAUAUCAUGUUGUAUAGGUUUAACACCCUUUAGCUAACCACCCAAACAGGAUAAAAGCGUUCCUAUAUCCCCUACCCGUCCACAGUAACCACAGCAGAAAGUUUAGCAAAAAUAAUAGUUUUAUGGUUCUUAAGAAUUUCACUCUUGUAUUGACUUGGCAAUCCCUUCAUAAUUCGUACAAUGUUUCUCCCAACGGAUGCUCACUUUGAUGAAUCAAAAUAAUCCCUUAAAAGUUAAACAUCAUUAACUUUUACUCAUUUUAAGUUAAUUUUUUCUUAGAUUUAGUUGCAGUGUUUUUGCUUUUGUUGUUUUUUUUUAAAUACAUUUUUAUUAUUGGACUGGUAGUUUUGUUUUGUUAUUAAUUUAAUUUUUGUUCUUUGAUAUAAGAGAAAAAAAACACACAUUAAUUUUAAACAUUUGUGUUAUUAAAUAAAUAUAUUUUUUAUAAUGUUAUCAGUAUAUAUUUAUGCUACCCCGAAAACUCGGAAUAGCUGAGAGUUGGAAAUAAAAAACAAACAAAAAUUACUAAGUAAUUUCUUCUAAGCGAAAACUUCACUGAACUCCUCUUAUAGCCCUCGUUUUAAAAAAACAAAACAAAUGUGCAAAUAUUUAUAUAUAUAAAUAUUUACAAAAAAGCUUGAAAUUUUUUGAAAAUUUUUACGCAGAACUAUGUUUCAAUAUUUAUGUAUAUUUUAUAAAUUUUCCUUCCAUUUCCUUAUUAAACAUAUACACAUAUUUUUUUUCAAUUUUAUUUGUUUUUUUUUUUAUUCACAAAACUUGCAAUAGCAGCAGCUUUAAAAGGUUUUUUAAAAAAUGGUAAUUUUUAAAAUUACUUUAAUUCAUUUUUCUUUGAAUAGUUUAUUUUAAGAUUUGUUUUUACCUGUUUUUUUUCUAUUUUAUAGAUAAUCGUAAUUUUAUAACUAUGUUUAAAUUUAUUCAUGUCAUUCUACUGAUUUGCUUUCACAAGGCAAACAUUUCAUAUAUUCAAAAUCUUGUCUCUUAUUACCAUCUUUGAAGAAUUUAGUUAAGGUAAAACGGCUGGAGUGUUGGGCUCAUGCUUCAACUGUGAGUUCUUUGAUAUUUUUUAGGUUCAUGCCUUGUAAUACAAAUGCAAAUUAUCCCAUGAACAAUCCAUUAAGGAACAGUGGCGAUACUUCUCUUACAUGGCUUAUUAACUCACAAGUGUUGCCAGCACUAGGGGAGAUAAGCACCACUGCGAAGUUUUUCUGCUGUUCUCGCCGGAAUUUGAACCCAGGCAUUCAAUGUUAAAGGCCGACAUGCUAAAUUCCCCAGCAAAAUGUUUGCUUCCAAAGAUGUAGAAAAAAUUUAGUUUUUGGGGAUCCGGAUGUACUCCACACCAUAGGCUACCAUAGCGCAUAGAUUAGCAUGUCCGCCUAUGACGCUGAACGCCUGGUUCGAAUCCUGGCGAGAUCAUCAGGAAAAUUUUCAGCGGUUGUUUUCCCCUCCUAGUGCUGGCAACAUUUGUGAGGUACUAUGCAAUGUAAAACUUCUCUCCGACACACAAGGGAUGUCCCCAAUAUUUGCAGUGCAUUGGCCCGCCGCUAGGCUACCCCGUUUCAUAGAGAAUUUUUACAUGUCUGAAGGUCUCACAUAUGAAAAGUAUCUGCAUGUUUAAGAACGCAGUCCGUUCUCCUCACAGUUCCGCCCGCAACAACUGCCUCUUACAAAGCAGGUCUACAGGAUAUCCUCCAAGAGGCGGUAAUGCUGGGUGGGUGCUGUUGUUGUAGCUACAUUUUCAUGUGGAGGUGGCGAUCAUCGUCAGGCUUCUAUGGAUGAGAAAGCUUAUUCCGGUCUUAAGAACCGAACGCCUCGGGAACAGGGUGGCCAUUGGUUACUUAAAGACGACAGUUAAUAACCUUGUCAUAUCGAGCAUUAUAGGCACUCAGUAUUUGUACAAGAUCCAGUGCCGCCCGGCCUCUCAUUGAGACUCUCCGCUCGAUACCGCUGAUUGUCCAAGACUACCGUUGCAGCUUCUCCGUAUGGAGCCUUCCACUAUCCGCAGCCUGUGGACUCGCCCAGUAGCUCGUAACUUAGCUUCUCGUGACAGCAAUUAACACCACACAAAUAGGACCUCAAUGUUCCAACCUGUGUGGUGCCCACAACUAUGCCUUACAGAGUUGGUGGGCGCUCACCACCCAUUGCUGAUGACGAGAAAUAACUGCCCAAGAGGACCAGAACUACUCUGGCCUACAUGGCAUUCGGAUGGUGUAACAGACUGAACUUGAAUCGUUCAAGUUUAGACGAUACUAUUACAAAUAUUUGCCCUGCGUUUGGCACUACACCCCAUGACACCAAACACCGAGGCACUAUGGACCGAUUCCGUUGAAGUAGUCAGAUUUCUAGAGCUGUAUCUAAGAACCAUUGCCGGGUCAGGAUGAUCUCAGAGAAAACAAUUGACUAGUAAUUCAAAAGAAGAAUCGAUACAAACAACAACAAAUUCUCAGUACCUUUGAUUUAACUCCCAUACAGUUCCGAUUGGUCUAUAUGGCCCUUCGUGGCAUUUUUUUGGGGUGGGGAGGCUCUCUCGACGCCCUGGAUUCUUCUUUUUUUAUCAUAUUUUGUACUCUACUACCAAACACCUUUCUUUUGAAUCUCAUAUUCUGACGAUCGGUAUAAAUGACCGUUUUGGGGGGUUUUUAGGAUGGGACGUUCCCCUCAGAUACUUAACCCCAAGUUUAAACAUCAGAUUCGAGUUUUUGAAGUGCUUUUAGAGUACAAACGCACAUUUGCCUAAAUCGGUACUCCUUUAGUGUUAUCAUCCCAUUUUCUGGGAGGGGGCCUAUAAACCCCUAUGAAAAUCAAUAAAACGAGUGGAUAAAAUAGUGGAUGCCCCUCGUUUUUUUUUCAGUAGAGGUUGCUAUAUAUAAAGGCAUCAUUGUUUAAAAUUUCAACUAAAUCGCAUAAGAUUUGCGAUAAAAGAUAAAAAUACCUCAAUAUCGAGCUAAAACUCUUUACCAAAGGAAAUUUAACUACUACUAAAUUUCCCAUGAACAUUCCAUUAAGGAACAGGGGUAAACUUCUCACAUACCAAUGAGUGCUGUCAAAUUCAAGUUUAAACUCAAUGAUAAGGGGCUUCCUUUUUAUAGCCGAGUCCGAACGGCGUGCCACAGUGCGACACCUCUUUGGGGAGAAGUUUUUAGAUUGCAAAGUAUUUCACAAACGUCGCCAGCUUUAGGAGAGCAUAACACCCGCUGAAUAUUUUUCUGAUUUUCUUGCCAAGAUUUAAACCCAGGCGUUCAGCAUCAUGCUUACCUCUGCGCUACUACGGUAGCCUCCGAAUCUGGCAGCACCCAUAUAUUUGAGAUGUCUUACCUUCGUUUAAGUGUUAAGGCUUCAGCUAGAUUUUCUGCGUAAAAUUUUUCCUUAUUAAAAUACAAUGGCUGUUUUUUAUCCUUAAAGCAAGCAUUUUUGCUUCGACCUUUUAAGCCUGCACAGUCAUCCUUCCUCAAAACGACGACGCACGAUUUUAUUUUCGAUCUAAAAUAAACACAUUUAUUUUCGUUUGUUUUGAUUUUUGUUUCAUUUUAAGUAAAAAAUGUCCUAAAUAAAAAAAAAUUAACUAGAUUUUGGUUCUAAUUUUUGCUCACGAUGCAAUU